Molecule: messenger RNA, 924 nt
Organism: Vitis riparia (riverbank grape)
Lineage: Eukaryota; Viridiplantae; Streptophyta; Magnoliopsida; Vitales; Vitaceae
Product: 2-C-methyl-D-erythritol 2,4-cyclodiphosphate synthase, chloroplastic
Exons: 3
Coding region: 87-782 (231 amino acids)
Biological process (GO): terpenoid biosynthetic process
Molecular function (GO): 2-C-methyl-D-erythritol 2,4-cyclodiphosphate synthase activity
Source: RefSeq, a predicted model, not a curated record
GACCUUCACUUCAUAGUCAGUCAUCACAAUUCUCUAGUUUCUCUUGCUCUCACCUCACCUCUCGCCAGUCUCCAUCCAAAGCUUCCAUGGCCAUGGCUGCUCCCAUUCACGCUUCUUCAAUUACCAAAAUUUCCUCCACCAAACAAAUCUAUCCUUUUACUUCACACUAUCGUCCUUCUUCACUCGUUCUUUCUCACACUCUGAGUAUCCGUUCAACGCUACGGCGGCCGAUGGUCGCCGCCGCGGCCACCACGGCCGUCGAAGCGGAGCCGCGUUCGAACUCCACGGCUCCCUCCAAAUCUUUGCCCUUCCGAGUCGGGCACGGCUUCGAUCUUCAUCGGUUGGAGCCCGGGUACCCUCUCAUCAUUGGCGGCAUUGAUAUUCCUCACGAUAGAGGCUGCGAGGCUCACUCGGAUGGUGAUGUGCUGCUUCAUUGCGUUGUUGAUGCGAUUUUGGGUGCUUUGGGGCUUCCUGAUAUCGGCCAGAUUUUCCCGGAUUCGGAUCCGAAAUGGAAGGGAGCUCCAUCCUCUGUUUUUAUCAAAGAAGCGGUUAGACUUAUGCAUGAAGCAGGCUAUGAGAUUGGAAAUUUAGAUGCCACUUUGAUUCUUCAAAGACCCAAACUAAGCCCGCACAAGGAGGCUAUCAGGUCGAACUUAUCACAACUGCUUGGGGCAGACCCUUCUGUGGUAAAUCUGAAAGCUAAAACUCAUGAGAAGGUUGACAGCCUUGGGGAAAAUCGGAGUAUUGCAGCUCACACUGUGGUUCUUCUUAUGAGGAAGUAGACAAUCCCAUUUAAAAAGUCUGAUAAUUGUACUUUAUAAGCAUAAUGUAUACAACUUGCGCACACUCAUAAUUCAGUCCCCUCACAGUUGGACACAAUAUUUGGUUGGAAUAGAACAUUCAUGGAGCUUGAUCUUGAAUUUA